AUGAGCUCAUCGCAGAUAAUAGCCUCAGAGAAAGAAGCAUUUUUGAAGAGAGUUAGCUGUGCACUGGAUCUGGCAAAGAAAGAGAAAGAUGCUGCAUUAGACAACGAGACAAAGGAAGAGAUUUACAAGACAAUAUCAUCUCCAAUCCACAGGGCACACGAGUCCAUUGUUGCUCUUGUGAGUAUUUUCAUAAAACCGAAGACAAAAACAGCCUGGAUCAUCGAGAGAAAAAGAGAACUGCUGGAAGCAGUGGUAGUAAUCCUUAAGAAAGUCACAUUUAGAUCACAGGCUCUUAUUUUCCACACAAAAGAAAUACUUGCGGUUAUAAAUAAGAGAUGCACAGAGUCGCAGGAUGCAGAAGAAAAAAUAAAUCUGCUGUUCUCCCAGAUAAAAAUAGCCAAUGAAAUACCGGAUGACGAGCACUUCAGAAAUAUAGAAGCUGGAGCAAUUGGUCAGCUGAAGAGUCUCCUGGGCCUAGAGUGGAACUUCAUAGGAAGACCAGGAUACAGAUAUCCAGGGCAACAGACCUCUGUUCCUGUGCUAGUGUGCGAGGUAGAGAAUGCAUCAUCUUUAGAGUUAAAUGACACUAUCUCUGAUUCUUCUGGAAAUAUAACCAGUAGGCUGGAUGAAAUAGAGAAAGCACUUGAGUCAGGAGACAGAUACUAUAUAUUCCCAGUGGUUCUUGAUACAUUGAAAUUCUAUCUAUCUUACAACCAGAAAGACCUCCUGUACUGCCUUGCCAAACAUUUUCUCCUCAUAGGAACAGAGCACACAAAGUCGCAGGCAUCCGCAGUUGCACAUAUGCUCAUAAGGGAAGGAUACUCCGAUGACGCCAUCCUGAUAUAUGCUGUAUCCCUGCCUGAUCGGCCGCUCGUUACGCUCUCUCUAGUGGAGUACAGCAUUACCCCGGAGAAUCCCCUGAAAGAAAAAGAGCAUGAAUUGAUAUGGGCCAAUGCCUUAGCUGCCACAGCAUCGCAUGUGUUAGCUGUUCCUCUCUUCCAAAAGCACAAGGAAACAGACCAGCUGAUCAUGUCGCUGGUUCUAGCAGGAAAAAGAGACAUAGCAAGGCCUCUGCUGCAGGAGAGAAUAGAAAAGAUAAAAGAUGAGCUGGUUAUGAGCGAGCUAGUAAGUGGCACAUACUCUCUGCAUAAGCCAUCAGCACACUCCAAAGAGCCAGGAGUACUUCUAAAAAUAGAAAUGGCAUCAUUGCUGUACGCCCUAGGGUGCAUGGAUGAUAGCAUAGACCAUCUUAAAGAAGCAUUCACUCUCGUCAAAACAGCCAAGUAUGCCAAGUCUCUGUGCACAAGAUUACUUCUAAAUGGGAGACAUGAAGAAGCACUAAAAAUUUUGCAAGAAUGCAAGUUCGAAGUGUUGGACAUAGAUACGCUGCUGAUAACAGCGGUGUCUUUUGCACAGAGCAAGAAGUAUGCAGACGCUGAGAGAGUCCUUAAGUACGCUUCGAUAUUCAAUCCAAAAAACGAAAGAAUAGACUUGGCUCUCCAGAAUAUUCUUAUGCAGCAGGGAAAGAUGGAAGAAGCAAUGGACAACUUGCUCCAGAAAAUAAAAACAUACACGCCCAACAUAGCAAAAGACUGCAACAUGCUGUUCAUGUUUGCGCACUCCUUCAUGAUGUUCAGGUACGCAGAAAGUGCCAUCAUGGCGCUCUAUCUAAAAACAGGACAGAUGCCAGCUGAGUGGAUGGAGAAGCUGCUUAAGUCAGCAGAAGAGCACAGAGAGGCAAAAGAAGCAUAUCUGUCUAUAUGCACCCAGGUGAAGAGCCUAGGACUCAUUGAAGGAAUAAGGGCAGCUCUGCAGUACUCUCCCGGGGUAACAGCAGAAACAGAGUACUAUGCGAGAAAAAGAGUGAUAGAGUACUCCAUCCACACAAGAGAGUACAAUCUAGCACACGAGCACCUGGCAAAGAUGAAAAGCCUGUCCGGACAGAUAGAUCAGAGCCAGGACUACCUUGAUACGGUGUGUGCGUUCUAUAGAAGCCAGGAGAUAAGAUAG
Messenger RNA from Nematocida minor, 2010 nucleotides. RefSeq lists its product as uncharacterized. The coding region runs from base 1 to 2010 and encodes 669 amino acids. The record is from RefSeq and is a predicted model, not a curated record. The transcript has a single exon. Gene Ontology annotation, molecular function: protein binding. NCBI's taxonomy places the organism in Eukaryota, Fungi, Microsporidia.